Messenger RNA from Corylus avellana, 2660 nucleotides. It is a transcript of the gene GAUT4, whose product is annotated as galacturonosyltransferase 4. Lineage: Eukaryota; Viridiplantae; Streptophyta; Magnoliopsida; Fagales; Betulaceae. Gene Ontology annotation, molecular function: polygalacturonate 4-alpha-galacturonosyltransferase activity. The record is from RefSeq and is a predicted model, not a curated record.
UCUCUCUCUCUCAUUCAUCAUCAUUAUCGUCGCUGUUAUUGUCAAAAGGCUUUGCUUUCGGUCCGAUUUUGCUCUUUUUGUUCCCGGGAGAGAGCGAGGGUGGGUUUUCUUCUCUGCUUCUUUUGGCAAAUGCGUGAAAAUUGAGAGUGAGACAGUGAGUCUUAUUCACAGCACGCGUGGCUUUGUUUCGACUUUCGAGAGAGCGAGCAGUAGGCCUCCGCCUCUGGGCCUCUGGGGAGAAAGAUGAGGGUGAGGAAUUUGGUGGCGGUGUUGCUCUUUGUGACGGUGAUUGCUCCGAUUGUGCUUUACACUGACCGCCUCGCCACUUUUAAGACCUCUUCCACUAAAGACGAAUUUAUUGAAGAUGUUCCAAGUGUUACUUUCAAUAGCCAUAACCAGCAUCUAAAUCUGCUACCCCAGGAAUCGUCAAAUAGCCUUAAAGAACCGAUUGGAAUCGUAUAUUCAGAUAACUCUAUCAAAUCUCUUCCAAAUUCUGCUGCUUCAGCCCAACAGCGCCCCGCCCUCAUUGGGCUUUCAACGCAAGCGGAAUCGAGGGACCAUAAAUCUACUAGAGUAUUAUCUACUACGGAUGAGAAAGAUCAGGAUCAACAUCAAUCUCAAAGAGAAAACCCCAUCAGGGAGGUCACUGAUGGACUUGUGCAAGGAAAUGACCACAAGUCUGAUGCAGCCACUGAAAGAAAGGAAAUUGGGGAAGAUGCAAUUGAUGCCGGCGACAAGGCUGACCCAUUAUCAGAUAAUUCCUCUCAAAAUAUGGAAAUAAAGCGGGAGCGGCUAUCCUCUCAAACCCCAAGCAAGGUUGGUAGGAAAGAACCCAUAAAAUCUGACACCCGCAAACAGAAUGAUCAAACAGCUAUACCAGAUGCUCGGGUGCGGCAACUUAAAGACCAGCUCAUCAGGGCUAGGGUUUAUCUUUCCCUCUCUGGCACGAGAAAUAAUCCCCACUUUAGUAGGGAGCUCCGAGGGAGGUUAAAGGAAGUUCAGCGAGCACUUGGGGAUGCUAGCAAGGAUUCUGAACUGCCAAGGAAUGCCUAUGAAAAAUUGAAGGCAAUGGAGCAAACAUUGGUCAAAGGAAAGCAGAUUCAAGAUGAUUGUGCAGCUAUGGUGAAGAAGCUGAGGGCUAUGCUCCUCUCAGCAGAAGAGCAGCUCCGGGUGCACAGAAAGCAGAAUGUGUUCUUGUCACAAUUAACUGCAAAAACGCUUCCGAAAGGUCUGCAUUGUCUUCCACUGCGCCUUACAACGGAGUAUUAUACCUUGGAUUCUUCUCAACAGCACUUUCCAAAUCAGGAGAAAUUAGAAGACCCUCAGUUGUACCACUAUGCUUUAUUUUCUGAUAACGUAUUGGCAGCAGCAGUUGUUGUAAACUCAACUGUUACACAUGCUAAGCACCCUUCGAAGCAUGUGUUUCACAUUGUUACUGACAGGCUCAAUUAUGCGGCAAUGAGGAUGUGGUUUCUGGUAAAUCCACCAGGCAAAGCCACUAUCCAGGUUCAGAACAUAGAAGAAUUUACAUGGUUAAAUGCAAGUUAUAGUCCAGUUCUCAAGCAGUUGGGUUCUCAGUCCAUGAUAGAUUAUUACUUCAGAGCUCAUCGGGCCAAUUCUGAUUCGAAUUUGAAAUACCGGAACCCAAAAUAUUUAUCUAUCCUCAAUCAUCUUCGGUUUUACCUGCCUGAGAUCUUCCCAAAGCUCAACAAAGUGCUGUUCUUGGAUGAUGAUGUAGUUGUUCGGAAGGAGCUCACUGCCCUUUGGUCCCUUGAUUUAAAGGGGAAUGUUAAUGGUGCUGUAGAGACUUGUGGAGAGAACUUCCAUCGUUUUGACCGGUAUCUGAACUUCUCAAAUCCUCUUAUCUCAAGGAAUUUUGACCCUCAUGCUUGUGGAUGGGCGUAUGGAAUGAAUAUAUUUGAUUUGGAGGAAUGGAAGAGGCAAAACAUCACAGGGGUGUACCACUCAUGGCAGAAGCUGAAUCAUGACAGACAGUUGUGGAAGUUGGGAACCUUGCCACCUGGUCUCAUAACAUUUUGGAAGCGCACUUAUCCACUUGAUCGACCCUGGCAUGUGCUAGGCCUUGGUUACAAUCCUAGUGUCAACCAGAAGGAAAUUGAAAGAGCAGCUGUCAUACACUUCAAUGGGAACCUGAAACCAUGGCUUGAGAUAAGCAUACCCAAGUAUCGGAACUACUGGACAAGAUACAUUGAUUAUGAACAUAUAUAUUUGCGGGAGUGCAACAUUAAUCCAUAAAAUGGUCCUCGUUUUUUUUCUAAUCUUUGACAAGAUAAGCCAUACCCAAGCAGCUGUCCUCAACAAUAUCUAUGUGGCCAUUCAAUUUUACAGGUCUGCGUCCCUCUCUGUGUUAGGGUUUUUUUUUUUUUAAUCUUAUGAAUUUAAUUCUUUCUGCAUACAUUUUAAUUUACUUUUCUUUUUCUUUUUAUUUUUUAAAUAUUGAGUUAGAAGAGUGGGGAAGGCCUAAUGCGGGGAUGCAUUUAGUUUUGGUAUCCUAAGUUACUUAUCUGCAGAACGGCAGGUGUAUUUUGUAAAUGAUAUAAAGCUAGAUUUUUGGGUAUCAUUAAAGAGUGUAUGUCAUCUUCUCGUGGUCAUCAUGUAUAUGAUUUUCUCUUAGAUUGCAGUUCUUAAGCAGACUUGCA